Messenger RNA from Paramecium sonneborni, 1627 nucleotides. Lineage: Eukaryota; Ciliophora; Oligohymenophorea; Peniculida; Parameciidae. The record is from the annotation of a GenBank genome assembly.
UAAAAUUUAAAGGUAUGGGAUUAUGUUCUUCCAAUUAGAAUAAAAAACCAAUUUAAUAAUCUCAAUUUGUGAUUAAUUAAAAUGAGCAUAGUAAAAAUGUUUUGGAUUUAAUUAGCCAACACUAAAUAAUCAGAGACUCAACUGACAAAAUAAACUAGAACUGCUGUUCCUUCAAUAAAUUUAUUACAGAAUAAUAAUUUUGUUAAAGAUGAUAUUGAUCCUCCAACACCUCAAAGUUUCAUGCAUAAUCUGAAUAUUGUAUCAGAUAUAUAGAAGUCGCUUGAAUUUAAAACUGGUUUUUUUAAAACUUAUUCUGUAAUUACAACAAAUUGUAAAAAUUGAUCAUAAACCAUCAGAAGAUGAUAAAACUUUAUUAUGUCAACAUAACAAAACAGCUGUAUUGGUUUUAGUCUAUUGUCUUGAUCCUAAAAACAUUUAAGAUAAUUACUUUAUUAAAUCAAUAUAAUUAAAUUAAAAUGUAGUUUUUUCUAUUAUUUUAGGAUAAUGUUAAUAUAUGUUAAUUUAUUGAAAUAUUUAAUGAAAAUAAAACUAUCUACCUGAUUUAAGAGUAUUGUAAAGGAAGCAAAUUAUCGAAUUUAUAGAAAUUAGAUUAAUCUUAAAUCUUAUACAUCAUGUCAUAAUUAGUAUCAGUUUUGAAUUAAUUGAAUUCAAAUAAUUAAUAUCAUGGCAAAUUAACAAUUGAUUCUUUUUCUUUAGUCAAUAAUGAAAGUUAUAAUGUUAAGUUAACAGAUGUUAGAACAAUAUUUCAAUAAAAUAUAAAUUUGCAAUAAUAAAAGGAAGCUGAUGAGCUAGAAUUAUAUAAGAGGUACUAGCCUCCUUUUGAAAAUCCCUCAAUAAAAACUGAUAUUUUUUCAAUUGGUAUGAUAUUCUAUUAAUUAUUAACUCAUAAAUUACCAUCAAAAUUAAAAAUUAUUAAUAGUUAACAAAUUUCGAAUCCAUUACCAAAAUUGGAAAAUUAAAAUGAUCCAAAGAUUAUGAAAUUAUUAAAAUCAAUGCUAUAAUUAGAUAGUUCAAAGAGAAUUUCCAUCUAAUAACUUACUUAAAAUAAAUUAAUCAGUGUCCUUAAUAAUAAAAAACUGAUUUAUUAAAUUUUGGAUAAGAUUUAAAAUAAUCCUCAAAUCAAUUAUUUUUAAACAGCAAUUUUAAUUUACAUGAUAACAAAAUUUUAACCUUAAGAAUCAAAAAUUCACAAAAAGUUAUUUUAAAGUUUAGACUAAUAUAAUAAUAAAUAUUUGAAUAAAGAUGAAUUAAAACAAGCUUGUGAGAGAACUGAUAUAAAUAAAGUUGAAUUUAUAAUGGCUCCAUAAGAAUUUAAUGAUGAAAUUAAAAAAUGUAAUGGGGGAUAGAUAUCUUAAAAUGAAUUUUUAAUUGCUCUAUGCAAUAGAGAAAAUUUAUUAACAGAAGAUUAUUUAGAAAAUAGCUUUAAUUUUUUAAAAAAUUAAAAUGGUUUAUUAAGUGGGAAGUCAAUAAGUCGCAAAUUCUUUGUGGAUUAAAAUGAAUUACACAAGGAUUUAGAGAAAGUAUCAUUUAAUGGAUAGGUAAUAUAAUAUAUUUAAAUUAGAUAACACUUAAUGAAUUCAAAGAAUAGAUGUUACUUUUGAAAUGA